Molecule: messenger RNA, 1809 nt
Organism: Dovyalis caffra
Lineage: Eukaryota; Viridiplantae; Streptophyta; Magnoliopsida; Malpighiales; Salicaceae
Source: the annotation of a GenBank genome assembly
AUGGAGAUAGAAAUGGAGGCGAGAGUGAAAGCACUAAGCUACAAAGUGAAAGGAAUGUCAAGAGAAUCUCCUUCUCAAAAAGCCUCUCAUGUCCUCGAUGCUGACCUUCGCUCUCACUGGUCUACUGCCACCAACACCAAAGAGUGGAUCCUUCUUGAACUUGAUGAACCUUGUUUGUUAUCGCAUAUACGAAUAUAUAACAAGUCGGUACUUGAAUGGGAAAUUGCAGUUGGUUUACGUUAUAAGCCAGAGACGUUUGUUAAAGUUCGGCCACGAUGUGAAGCACCUCGUCGUGAUAUGAUUUACCCUAUGAACUACACUCCAUGCCGCUAUGUCCGGAUAUCUUGCUUACGGGGAAAUCCCAUAGCCAUUUUUUUCAUUCAGCUGAUUGGGGUUCCUGUGGCUAGUCUUGAACCGGAGUUUCUACCAGUUGUUAAUCACUUGUUGCCAAACAUUACAUCACACAAGCAAGAUGCUCAUGAUAUGCAUCUUCAGUUGCUUCAAGACAUAACAAACCGUUUGCAUGUCUUCCUUCCCCAACUUGAGACAGACUUAACCAGCUUCUUAGAUGCUCCUGAGCAAAACUUACGUUUUCUUGCUAUGCUUGCGGGUCCAUUGUAUCCAAUACUUCAUAUUGUGAAUGAAAGAAUUGUGGCCUGUGCUUUCGGGAAUGGGCUUAGAAGUGUCCCGAUUCUCUUUGACCUCUUGUACACUUAUGAAUUUCAGUCCUCGAAUUAUACCCCAGUUGAGCUGAUCAUUAUGGUUUGGAGACUAGUAAAGCAAGAAACAGCAAGGUCUUCAGGCAAUAUCUCUGAUCCUGAUGUUCCUAAGAACAAUCAACCAUCAUCUUCCUUAACUGUUUCUUCUAACUUUGAGCCGAGAAGAUCACGGAGCUCGUCUUCAUUUAUCUCAUCCACUUCCAGUUCCAUGGUAUUCCGACCUGAUGCGAUUUUUGUGCUGCUGAGAAAGGCAUAUAAAGAAUCUGAUCUGGGCACUAUUUGCAGAAUGGUGUCUAGAAUCCUGCAUAAGCUUAUAGAGCCUGUUGCAGUGCAAGAAACAUCAACCCCUGCCAGUGAAGUUACCUCUGUUAUGGAGGAGACAUCAAAAUCUGAAUUAUCUAAUCCUGUUCCUCUUCUUGAUUACUCAAGCUUGUUUGGAGAAGAAUUCCAGAUACCUGAUGAUAACUGGGACUCCAGCAUUCUUAGUGUCCUUGAUAUAGGGGCAGUGGAAGAAGGCAUUUUACAUGUUCUUUAUGCUUGUGCGUCACAGCCUUUGCUUUGCUGCAAAUUGGCAGAGAGCACUUCUGAGUUUUGGUGUGCUUUACCCCUUGUCCAGGCAUUGCUUCCAGCUCUUCGUCCAUCUGUGAGCAGCCUUGGUGAUAAUUUUGAUGACAACUUUUCUCCAUGGAAACAGCCUUUUGUGCAGCAAGCCCUUUGUCAGAUUGUAGCUACAUCGUGUUCGACAUUAUACCGCCCACUCCUUCAUGCUUGUGCUGGAUAUUUAUCAUCAUUUUCACCAUCACAUGCUAAGGCUGCAUGCAUUCUAAUUGAUCUGUGUUCGGGUGUCCUAGCUCCUUGGAUGGCUCAGGUCAUUGCAAAGGUUGGUGUUGCACCUGUAGUUGACCUAGCUGUAGAGCUUCUAGAGGACCUUCUGGGCACAAUUCAGGGUGCUCGUCAUUCCUUGGUUCGAGCCCGUGCUGCCAUCAAAUAUAUUGUGCUGGCUCUUUCUGGGCACAUGGAUGAUAUACUAGGGAAGUAUAAGGUACACUGUCACGUUUCAGUGGUUUUGUGUUACUUGUUUGUGAUGUAG